AUGCAGCUCACCUCCAUCGUCGCUCUUCUCGUCGCCGCCACCGGCGCUGUCGCUUCUCCCGGCCGUGCUCCUCCUCCCCCUCCCCCGAAGCCUCAUCGUCCUGCUCCUCCCACUAUCGGCCCUGUCACCCAGACCCAAAGCUGCGGAAACAGUGCUUCUGCUUACUGCUGUAACAAUGUGGUUGACAGCAAGGGCUUGAGCUACUUCGAGUGCAAGAGCUCCACGGGCUCCUGCAACACUAUUGCGAUUUGCUGCCAGAACAACAACAACGGCGAGGACGGAAAUGCCAUCCAGAACUGCGGCCUGGGUAACAGCCAGGUUAUCUGGCUGUAA
Fusarium vanettenii 77-13-4 is the source of this 333-nucleotide messenger RNA. RefSeq lists its product as uncharacterized. The coding region runs from base 1 to 333 and encodes 110 amino acids. The transcript has 2 exons. NCBI's taxonomy places the organism in Eukaryota, Fungi, Ascomycota, Sordariomycetes, Hypocreales, Nectriaceae. The record is from RefSeq and is a predicted model, not a curated record.